GGGGGGGCGGCGAGGGGGGGGGGGACGGAGCCCUCGACCUGGAAGCGCUGCUGUUGGCCGCGGAGCCGCAGGAGCCCAAGUGCUUCACGCGGGCGCUGCUGGAGCUCACGUGCUUCUGGGAGAGCGACGGCGACCCCGACCCCCGGCGCUUCCGCCUGCAGUACUGGCUCGAUGCUGCUGGGCCCCCCCGAGAACGUGACCGUGGGGCCGGGGGGGGACCGGGGGCAGCUUUGUGUGCGCUGGGACCCCCCCCCCCAGCCCCUACCUCGAGUCCAGCCUCAUCUAUGAGCUGCUGCUGCGGGUCCCGGGGCUGCCCCCCCGCACGGUGGGGGUGGCCGCGGGGCGGCGGGAGCAGCGCGUGGGGGCGCUGCGGGGGGGCAGCGCGGUCACGGUCCGGGCCCGGACCCGCCCCGACGGCGUCAGCUACGACGGGUUCUGGAGCCCCUGGUCCCGGCCCGCCAGCGCCGUGACCCCCCCCGACAUGGACCCGGUGACGCUGGGGCUCUCCUGUCUAUUGGCCAUCCUGGUGCUGGCGCUGGUGCUGCUGGGGCUGCUGGGGCACCGCAGGCUGCUGCAGGAGAAGCUUUGGCCGCCGGUGCCGGGCCCCGAGCGGGAGUUCGAGGGGCUCUUCAGUGCCUAUGGGGGCAACUUCCAGCUCUGGCUCUGCCACGGGGUUGGGGCUCCCUGGACCCCCCCUGCGGGGGCCCCCGAAGCCGAGGAGCUGCCGAGCACCGUGGAGGAGGUGGGACCCCCCCCGGGCAAGGGGCCGCCCCCCUCCGAGGGGGACCCCCCCUGCACCCCCCCAUGCGCCAGCCCCUCGCCCGCCUCCAGCUUCGAGUACACGCUCUUCGACCCGGGCUCAGCCCUUCUGACCCCACGAGGGGCGCCCCCCGGUCCCGGGGACCCCCCCGGGACCCCCUCGGCCCCCCCCCACGGGUCUUAUGCCAACCUGGCCCCUCUGAAAGGGGCCCCCUUCAAAUGGGUUGAUGGGGACGCCCCUGCUGAUGGGGACCCCCCCACCUAUGUGAUCUGCUCCUAAUUGGGGGGAGGGGGAUCGCGUUGCUCUGAUGUCAUAUGGGAUGCCGUGACGACGGAGGGGAUGCGCUGCAGUGACGUCACACGGGGACGCUGUGACGUCAUAACGGAGGGGAUGUGUCACCCUGAUGUCACCCGGACGCUGUUUGACACCAUCGCAAGGGGGGGGGGAUGUGUCACCCGGACACCCCAUAAUGUCCCCCUGACGGACAGCUGGGGGUGGGGGGGCGUCACCCGCUUGUCUUUGCUUUGGGGUUGAAUUCCUGUUGUCAA
Messenger RNA from Strigops habroptila (Kakapo), 1308 nucleotides. It is a transcript of the gene EPOR, whose product is annotated as erythropoietin receptor. The transcript is spliced from 8 exons. Lineage: Eukaryota; Metazoa; Chordata; Aves; Psittaciformes; Psittacidae. The record is from RefSeq and is a predicted model, not a curated record. Bases 482 to 1039 code for a protein of 185 amino acids.